Messenger RNA from Rhizophagus irregularis DAOM 181602=DAOM 197198, 825 nucleotides. NCBI's taxonomy places the organism in Eukaryota, Fungi, Glomeromycota, Glomeromycetes, Glomerales, Glomeraceae. The record is from RefSeq and is a predicted model, not a curated record.
AUGAACAUUUCGGAUCUAAGGGAUGUAAUCUAUGAGAAGAAUAAGAUCGAUUUCAAAGAAUUUGAUGCCAAUAAGUUGAACCUAUGGUUGGUGGAUAUUCCUUACGAUACAGAGAACGUUCAACUGAGAACACUUCAAAACAGAUCCCGUGAUAUGAAUGAAGAAAAUAUUAUACAAGAACUCGGAGGUAAAAGGUUGUCUCCAGCUGAUGUUAUUGGCGACAUCUUUACGUAUGACUCCAAUAACAUCCGUAUCAUCGUACAACCGCCACCUCCCAUCACCACUGCAUCUCUUUCAUUUAAGGAAAUUAUUGAGGUUAUUAAGAAGAAUGCAUUAAAGGGUACAUCUAAUUUGCCUGAUGUAUUAAGCAUGCCAUUGCAACAACGUAACUUCGAAGUGGCAAUGAAUUUUGUAAAUGAGACAAUAUACAAUAAUAUUUCGGCCCGAGAUGGAAAAUCGAACUACUGGUGUAUUGUCAGUGAAGGAGCCCCGGGGAUAGGUAAAACUCGAUUUGGACAGGAGCUUUUUAAUCAAAUCAGAAAUGACAUGCCUCAGUAUAUUCAGGAUAUUUACAAUGAUUGUAAUAUUCCUCAUGACAGAAGAAAAACUGACACACAUCUUGAAUACUUAUGUAUUGACUUCGGAAAUGGUCACAGACUCACUCCACAAGAUUAUGGCAUAGAUGCAUCAAUAAUUCUCGGCUUACGAAUUGCGCAUGCGUUUUUUAUUGAAAAAGAAUAUGGAAUGACGUUUCAAGAAUUCCGCACCGCACUUAAACAAUAUAGGGGCAGCUUUGAUAAUUUUCAAUUUCAUGUUUUUAUCUGA